This is a messenger RNA of Aspergillus caelatus, 956 nucleotides long. RefSeq names its product cutinase-domain-containing protein. The transcript has 4 exons. Bases 1 to 795 code for a protein of 264 amino acids. The record is from RefSeq and is a predicted model, not a curated record. NCBI's taxonomy places the organism in Eukaryota, Fungi, Ascomycota, Eurotiomycetes, Eurotiales, Aspergillaceae. Gene Ontology annotation, molecular function: hydrolase activity.
AUGAUGAUCGGUUCAUUCGGCUUCGUAUUCCUUGGUCUUCUGUCAGCCAGUGCUUCUCGCGCUUAUACUGGUACUAAUGCAGCACUGGAGUGUCGGUGUGGAAUGUCGCAGUUCCUUACCUUGCCUCAUGCAAAUAUCACAUCCCCCGCGGAAGCCAAGCGAUGUGCCAGCUAUAAAUUGAUUGAUGCUCGUGGAACGAACGAGCCGCAAGGAGUUUCGACCAUGUUUUAUCCCAUGAUCCAAAACAUCCUUGCUAAUAUGACAGGCGGUGUCAGCCUGCCUGUGGAAUAUCCAGCUGCGCCUAAUCAAAACACGACAAGCGGAGAGAGCUUUGUGAUUGACAUUAUCACUGAGGGACUCUAUCAUUGUCCAGAUCAGAAAUACGCCAUGUUUGGCUAUUCUCAAGGCGCCUCAUUGAUGCUGAACGUUCUCGGCCAACUCAAUUCCUCGGCCUUGGACUCAAUCAAGUCAGUCAUCCUUGUUGGGAACCCAUACCGCAUUCCCGGUAAGACAUCCAAUGUGGACGCUUUUGGUCAGCACGACAAGAAAGCCUCGGUCGGUAUGUUUGCAGCGCACGCCAUCUCGAGUAAUAGCACUAUUCCUGAGCUCUUGAGGGAAAUGGACCAGAGUAGCAAAGUGCUCGAUUAUUGUCUUGAAGGCGAUCUUGUUUGCUCGCCUAACCCCGCCUGCUCCUGCCAAAUUCCUGCCGGCCACCUUUCUUAUGGAUUGGUUGACAGUGUUCAGAAGACUGCUUUUGAGCACGUAAUCAACCGACUCCAAAGUGUCUCUAACUGAGAGUACCAUUUCUCAGAAACACUCAGCUCUUUAACUGCAGACGGCAGAUGUUUGUCCUGCGACUUGGAAGGAUUAUCAGCAUAAUAGGGAGACAUAUCGCGCUGCAUAACCCAAUCCAUUGUAUACUAGAAUCUUUUGUUUGCUUCCCUUCAUUUGGGGUG